Molecule: messenger RNA, 3219 nt
Organism: Chlorocebus sabaeus (green monkey)
Lineage: Eukaryota; Metazoa; Chordata; Mammalia; Primates; Cercopithecidae
Source: RefSeq, a predicted model, not a curated record
AUGGAGCUGAAGCAAAGCCAUUCUGUGAGGCUGAAUGAUGGACACCUCAUGCCGAUGCUGGGAUUUGGCACUUAUGCUCCUGAUCAUCCACCCACCAGUUCACACCGUACAGCCACCCACUCAGUUCACACCGUGACAGUCAUCCACUCAGUUCACACCGUACAGCCACCACCAGUUCACACCGUACAGCCACUCCACUCAGUCUACACCGUACAGCCACCCACUCAGUUCACGGCAGAGAACUUGAAGUGUCACACUCUGGUCACAACCCCCAAGAGCAAGGCUGGUGAAGCCACCAAAGUGGCUAUUGAUGUAGGCUUCCGUCACAUUGAUGCAGCGUUCUUCUACCAAAACGAGGAGGAGCUCGGAAAGGUCAUUCGAGAGAAGAUUGCUGAUGGCACUGUGAAGAGAGAGGACAUUUUCUACACUACCAAGCUUUGGACAACUUUCUUUAGGCCAGAAUUAGUUCGCCCAGCCUUGGAAAGGUCACUGAAGAAACUUCAAUUGGACUAUGUUGAUCUCUUCAUUAUCCACAAUCCAUUGGCUAUGAAGUCUGGGGAGGAAUUGCUGCCUAAGGAUGCCAGUGGAAACAUUAUUUUUGACACUGUGGACCUUCGUGACACACGGGAGGCCCUGGAGAAGUGCAAAGACGCAGGUCUAACCAAGUCCAUUGGGGUGUCUAAUUUCAAUCGCAAGCUGCUGGAACUCAUUCUCAACCAGCCAGGGCUCAAGUAUAAGCCCACCUGCAACCAGGUGGAAUGUCACCCUUACCUCAACCAGAGCAAACUCCUGGAGUUCUGCAAGUCCAGGGACAUCGUUCUAGUCGCCUACAGUACCCUGGCAUCUCACAGAGACCCAAACUGGAUGGACCCAGAUAGCCCAUAUCUCUUGGAGGAGCCAACCUUGAAAUCCAUUGCCAAGAAACACAAUAGAAGCCCAGGCCAGGUUGCCCUGUGCUACCAGCUGCAGCGGGGGGUGGUGGUCCUGGCCAAGAGCUUCUCUGAGAAGAGAAUCAAAGAGAACUUCCAGGUACAGGUCAAGUGGUUUUGCUCCAAAGUGAGCCACGGUCACUGGUCUGGGCCAUCUCUCUUCCACGGGGGAAUGUGCCACAUGUCAUUCAUGCCCGUGCUUCUCUCCUCUGUGUGCGAAGGGAGGGGGGCAGGAUGGAAGAGUGUGAAGAGAGGUCACUGGAUUCACAGUUCUAAAGUUUAUCACCUCUAGGACUGACUUUGCCACUCACUAGUUGUGUGACACUAAGCAAAUUUCAACUCCACCAUUUUCAUGAGUUUCAGGAGUUCUACAUGGUAAAUAACUUUAAGAACCCUCAUUUCUCUCCUUCACCAUCUCUAUCUGACAAAUCUCCAUUUGUAUUUUAUGAUCAAACUCAAACAGGAUUACCUGCUUUGUUACAUAUCAUACAUACAUAACCAUUGGAACAACGUAGCACAUUUUUCACCACAAUAGGGCCUGGUGUGGUUCUGUUAGUGAGUCUUUUCCCUUUUAACUUAAUAUUGUUUUUCUCUAAGAUGUCAGUGUGCUCACUGGACUGUGAGACCCUAAAUGCAGUGACUCCUUCUGGGUCAUCUUUUAUCACCUUUCCCCUGGCAGUGCCCCAGGCAGGUGAGAAGCUAGGUAUAAUUUCAUAGAUUGACCAAAUUAUUAAUAGUAAAUCAAGGAGUAAAGAUUUUGCCUGAAGACUUCCUCAUAUACACUCCAAUCCAUUAGAUCAAUCAGUGGUCUUUAAUUUACUUUGUUUUGAAUUCUAAAAGAACUUUUAAAGACUAUGUAUGCUGUUGUCCAUGUAAAGAUGGCAGCUGGAAAAAUCAACAUGAGUUUAGUUAUUACAAAGGAUGAUAUUUGAAGCAUAUUUUCUAAUGUAUUUGCUUCACAACUUUGUAGCUCUAAAUUUUUAAAGUUAUACUAAAAUCAAAUAGGCAAAUCUAAAUCUUGCUACAAUAUAGAAAAAAAAAUCUUACUGUAUUUUAUUUUUCAAUUUAACUUAACAUGUUAAUACAUAUCCCUGUGACAACCAUGUCACUUUUGGGGUAUAUUUUAAGAUGAAUCACUGAUGGGUAAAUGUAUGGGUGGAUAGGUAGAUAAUGGGCAAAUAUAAGUAGAGAGAGAGAGAGAGAGAGAGAGAGAGAGAGAAUUAGAUAUGUAGGUCAUAGAUGGAUGGAUAGAUAGGGCUCUGAGUUUUCUGUCUUCUGCAUGAAAUAAUGAACUUAAUUUUUUUAAACCAAAUAUCUCUUUUCUUUGCUAUUAAGGGAUCCUUCAUCAGGGGUUAUGUGUCUAUAUGUUUUCAAAUAAAAACAACUCUUGGCCUAAAUAAGAUAAAUAUAUUCAAAGAAGUUUUUUUUUUUUUUUUUUGUAAGGAGUAGUAUUUGGUACUAUUUAGUAGUAGCUGGAAAUAGUAUUUGGGGGCCUGCAAUGAGCAAGUGGUAUGGUGGAACAAUUGAUAAGGAAAUGCUUUUCUAAGGCCAACAGAUUCUUGGAGCAAGGUUGUCCUGUGCUCCAAAGCUUGCACAAUCAAAGACUGGGUCAAGUUCCAGGGGAAGUGAGUAAGGAAAAUCCUCACCAAGUGUGGUCAAGUCAAGGAAGCAGGUAUUUUUUCUAGAUUUGCCUUUGUUUAGGAUAAAGAAUUUAUUUUUUCUGUCUCAAGCAAUUCUCUAGAAAUGUCUAAGAUUGAUAAGUUGUCUUUCUUUUAGAAGUGGAGCAGAGCAGGAGGAAGGUGGGAUGGAAAAGUAGCAGAACUCAGGGGGAAGAGGUCUCGGGGGGAAGAGGUCUCACCUAGAGUCCAAUGAGGACAGAAAUACUUUCCAUAUUGCCAUCCUUGCCUCUGCCCUCUGAAAGCCUUGUAUUCCCAGGAAGAAGCUGCUGUCCUGGGGACAGGUUAAUGUGUUUUCUUCCUUUCAGGUUUUUGACUUUGAGUUGACUCCAGAGGACAUGCAAGCCAUUGAUGGCCUCAACAGAAAUUUCCGAUAUGCUAAGUUACAAUUGUAAGUCAUGCUUGCAGAUUCUUUCACAGGCUAUUUUCUGUAAUAUGCAGGCAAACAGAGAAACACAUCUUCCCUAAAUCGGGAAGGCAGGCCAGAUUGCAGGAAUAGGUAUGAAACAGGAGCUUCCCUAUAGUCCUCAUUUGGCUCAAUCUCUGACCCAACAGGAAUGUGAGUCUGUAAGUGAAACUGCUGAUGUCUGCACCAUUGUGAAUGCACUUCUUCU